Cariama cristata (Red-legged seriema) is the source of this 1179-nucleotide messenger RNA. RefSeq names its product lipase member K-like. Gene Ontology annotation, cellular component: intracellular membrane-bounded organelle. Gene Ontology annotation, biological process: lipid metabolic process. Gene Ontology annotation, molecular function: hydrolase activity, acting on ester bonds. The record is from RefSeq and is a predicted model, not a curated record. NCBI's taxonomy places the organism in Eukaryota, Metazoa, Chordata, Aves, Cariamiformes, Cariamidae.
AUGUGGCUGGCUCUGGCUCUGAUGUCUGUGGUCCGUGAGAUGGUAUCUGGGAAACGCAUCUUUAAUUUUCCAUGUUCUAAGAAUCCAGAAACACGGAUGAACAUCAUAAGUAUGAUGAGUGAAAUGGUCUCCUUCUGGGGAUGUCUCAGUAAGGAGUAUGAUGUGGUGACAGAAGAUGGCUGUAUCCUUCAGCUAAACAGAAUUCCUUACGGGAGAGGAAAUGCUGGAAACCAAGGUCCAAGGUCCGCCACAUUUCUGCAGCACGGUUUAUUUGGAGAAGGCAGCAUAUGGGUUCCCAAUCCAGCCAACAACAUCCUAAGCUUCAUUCUCAUAGAUGCUGGCUACGACGUUUGGAUAGGCAACAGCAGAGGGAACACUUGGUCCAAGUGAUAUCUGGUCUUGUCUCCCAAAUGGGAGGAAAUCUGGGCCUUCAGCUUUGAUGAAAUGGCUACAUAUGACCUCCUGGCAAUUGUAAACUUUAUUGAACAGAAAAUGGGACAGAAGCAGUUAUACGGUCUUUCGCAAGGCACCACUAUAGGUUUUAUAGCCUUUUCCACUACGCCUCAGCUGGCUCGGAAAAUCAGGAUGUACCUUGCUUUAGCGCCUGUGGCCACAAUUAUGUUCGUUCAAAGUCCAUUUAAAAAGCUUGCAUUCUUUUCUGACUAUGGUCUUAAGCAGAUGUUUGGCACCAAAGACCUCCUACCGCACACUGCCUUGGGUAAGCUGGUCCUUCCCAAAUUCUGCUUGAAGACCUGCAAGAGCAUCUUGUCUAUACUCUUUGGAUUUUACUGGGAAAACGUAAAUAUGAGCCAAGUAGAUGUGUACGCAGCGCGCUCCCCAACGGGGACUCCAGUCCAGAAUACCAUUGCCUGUCUGAACUUGCUGCAGGGAGUUCAAAGCAGUGCACUGAGAGCUUGUGAUGGGGGCAUGUAUGAUGAUGUUCGCUAUAGACAGAAGGGUCUGCCGCUCUACGAUGUGAAGGACGUCAAAGUGCCAAUGGCCAUCUGGAGUGGUGGAGGGGACUGCCUGGCUGAUCCCCGGGACAUUGCCCUCCUGCUCCCCCAGGUCAGGAACCACAGGGUGAUUCCUCAGUGGAACCGCCUGGAUUUCAUCCUGGGGCUCGAUGCAACCGAGGUUUUGUACCAGGAAAUCAUCGACAUGAUGAAGGGGCGGCGGUAA